UGCAUGGUGUACUCGAGCAGCAGUUUGAAUUGCGAGUCCAAACGCGAAGGUUCGAACAAUUAUAGAGCUUAGAGAGUGAUAAAUAUAUUUUUUCUUUCCGGUGUAAAAUUGUUUUCUUUGCAAAAAUGUGUUUUUGGUGCUUUCAAUCGAGUAACUGUUUUUGGGAUCCACGAAUGAUGAUGCCUUGUCCAAGAUUUGCCCUCAGACCACCGCCUGCCAUCCCGAGCAUUUGUUCGAAAUGCAACAAAGAGUAUAGGGGCCCACCGCGUCGAUAUCCUCCUUUCAUGAAUCAUCGACGAAGAUUAAUCGUAGAUAAGAAAAGAUGCGGACGCGACGAUAAAAAAUUAAUCAGCGACGACCAUCGCAAAAAGAUCAUAGGACACCUCGAAAUCCUAGUAGAUACGCUGAGAAAUGAAAAAGGUCACGAAGAGACCCUCGAGACGUCCAAGAAGCUGCUGGAAAUGCUGCGCAACGUCGAUUACAAGACGAAUCUGAGCGAACAGUCGCAGGCCAAGCUCUCUGCCCUAUUUACGCGCUUUUGUAAAUUGAAAAACGUUACGAGCAACGAUUCCGCGAAUAAAGCUACACCCGCCGAGGCGCUGAGAAAAUUCCGGGAAUGCGGCCGUAUUCAGCAGCAGCAGCAUUUACAGCAGCCAUCGUCACCCGCAGUACACCAAGUAGAGGAGUCUUGAGAACGCAUGGAGAAAAAUCGGUUUUAUGUGUCAUUUCGAAAAUUAAUAGACGUGACGUUGUUGAUAUGACUGAUUUUGAGUAAACGAGAGAAUGAAUUAAACGAUAUUUUUGAAGAGUUUGAAGUGCGAUGAAAAGGAGCAAGCAAUGAUUAAUUUUUAUGUAUGCGUAUUUUUAAUGCAUUAU
This is a messenger RNA of Trichogramma pretiosum, 876 nucleotides long. RefSeq lists its product as uncharacterized. Lineage: Eukaryota; Metazoa; Arthropoda; Insecta; Hymenoptera; Trichogrammatidae. The record is from RefSeq and is a predicted model, not a curated record. The transcript has 3 exons. Bases 126 to 692 code for a protein of 188 amino acids.